AUGACCAAUGAAGCCAAAGAUAAAAUCCAAAAAGGCUAUUUGGUUCCCGACAACUGUCGAUUGUUACAAGCACCAAAAUUAAACGUGGAGAUUUCAGCAGCCGUACCCGAUAUGGUCCGGAACCGAGACAAAAAUCUGGCUGCAACGCAGCAACAACUCGGCCACGGGAUCGCUGCCGUCAACAGGGCCAUGGAUAUUCUAAUUAAAUGUGUCGAUACCAACGGAAUCGAAGCUAUGAAACACCUCAGCAACGGCUGCCGUAUUCUGUAUGACCUCCAUGCGUCAUCUACUCAGAGCCGCAUAAAACUCAUCACACCUAGUCUCGAUAAGACGUUCUUGCAAGUUAUUCAAGACACAGAACGUGAUGACACCCUAUUUGGUAAUAAAUUGUCCGAAAACAUUAAGGCAGCGAAGACCAUUGAAAAACAAGGUCUCCAACUCAAGAAAACGUCCCCUAAGAAACCUGCGCCGGCACAGCCGUCGACAAGUCGAGCUUCGUACUCGGGAAACUGGUCAGCGCCCCCUCGUUAUGCUUCGAACAGGGGGGGGCGGAGAGGUGCUCGCAGGCAGACGAAUUACACCAGGCGGACGUUUCCAGCUCCACAACCGGCCAAGACACGUGCCCAGGCACCGUAACGCAGGGACUGCCAUCCCCUACACAAGGGGCUUACCCUGGGGGUCGCGAAGCUCUGCAACAGUCCUUCAGUCGAAGAGGCUCUCCGCCAGAGGCUAUAACACUGAUGUUGGCAUCACUCUCCGACAAAACAAUACAACAAUACGAAGUUACAUAUUAGCUCUGGU
This is a messenger RNA of Cydia strobilella, 801 nucleotides long. RefSeq lists its product as uncharacterized. The record is from RefSeq and is a predicted model, not a curated record. NCBI's taxonomy places the organism in Eukaryota, Metazoa, Arthropoda, Insecta, Lepidoptera, Tortricidae. The transcript has 2 exons. The coding region runs from base 1 to 636 and encodes 211 amino acids.